AUGAAUAGUGAUUUCAAGGAGGGAUUCGCCAAUGAUGGAUUUUAUGGCCUUUCCUCUCAAGAAUCAUUUAAUCCAGUUACUACUGUUUCUAGUGCAUAUAAAGUACAACCUAGUUUAUGGUGUUCAUCUCUGGAUCAGCGGCUAUCUACCGGAACACAUCCCUAUCCGAACUCGUUUGAGGAACCAAGUGGAUCUCCCAAUAAGAAGAAGAAAAAGCAUAAAAAGAAAAAGCAUAAACACUAUGAAGAUGGUGAUACAAGUGGGACAGGAGGUGAAUCAAACGCUACUACUCCAGCUGCUUGCGGUGGUACUACUCCGAACAAAGUUGAGGACAACUGUCUGUCUCCUGCUUCAACAUAUGGUGUUGUCAAAGUAAACGCUGAUACUAAGAAGCUGUCUUUAAAAAUUUUUAAACGACCUGCGAACGAUGGUUCCCAGCCUGUUUUUACGGUGGAGCAUUUGGGUGGUGGUGGGGCAGUUAAGAAGGAGAAGAAAACGAAGCGAAAUAAGGAUAAAGACCGUGAACGUCGAAACCACCGUGAAACCCAUUCAAAAUCAGAUCCUCCGUCUUCACCAAUGGAAAUGCAUAUUCAGCAAACUAUGCCAUUACCUGUAGAGUUAGCAAUAAAAACUCAUAACACUCUCACUUCAAGUAGUCCUGUUAUUACAACAACAAAUAACGAUAGCUGUAAAAGUGUAAGGCCAAUCCUUCCUGCUUUUACUCAUCCUAUGUCCAAAGAUCCUUCCCAGUUAGACUUAUCGCUCAUAACAAGCGAAAGUUUGUUCGAAAAUUUGAGUUCAAUGAACAAUUUGUAUCAGCAACCUCAGUCUCAGUCCACUUCCAGCCUUCCCAGUACUCCAGUUUCAUUUUCUGGAGAUGGCAAAACAGUUGUCUCAAGUAGUUGUGGUCCCUCCACGUGUGUGUAUAGCACUUCCGAUACCUCACAAGUUAAUUCAUUCACUUCCAAAUCAAAUAUAUUUUAUGAGUUGUUACGAAACAGUGAUUCUGCUACGACACUCAGACACAUGACGGACAGUGUUCCUAGUGAUAUGAUAAUGCCAUCUAGUUCAUCUGCUUCGAAUGCUAUAAGUUCUGUGUGCAACAUGAUGGACUUUGCUUCUAGCUUCUUGCAAAAUGAAAUGCUUUCAUCCAAUUCCUCUUAUGUUAACUUUCCACUUGGUAUUACUUCCUUAGCCACUUGUGAUAGCGCUACUGUCCUAAAAACUAGUUUUCCUUUGCAGCAAUCUAGUACCAAUGCUUCAUUCCUAGUUACAUCACACUUACUUGAUUCUAGUCAAUCAUCUGUUGUUACGGCUGCGGACUCCACUUUGGAUGUUUUUGGGUGGCAUACUGAAUAA
This is a messenger RNA of Heterobilharzia americana, 1359 nucleotides long. The record is from the annotation of a GenBank genome assembly. NCBI's taxonomy places the organism in Eukaryota, Metazoa, Platyhelminthes, Trematoda, Strigeidida, Schistosomatidae.